AUGAAACGCCGAAUCACCAUCGUCCAGCCCGAAAAUGCCCCCUUCCACCCAUCUCAAGCCGAGCUGACCACUUCGGCCCUGUCGGUCCGCGACCUCGACGGCGCGCGCGAAGACCGAAUCACCCUCGGACUCGACGAACUCCCGGAGGAGCUCCGCACCGUCCUCCGACAAUCGCACGAGCUUCAUCUCCGCUGGUCGACCGAGCGGUCCUACAAUGCCGUUGCGCCCUUUGCCAGUAGAGUCUCGCCCGGUCUACAUGUGUUCUAUACCCCGCUGUCCUCGGAUCAGUCCUCGGAGACGUUGUGUCCGCUGCUCCGCGCAGUGUUCGGGGAUGGGGUCGACUGCGCAAAUCCGGAGGAGUCAUUCAUCACGCCCCCUCUCCUCUCGACGCGGUUCGCGGCCUCAGCCUCGCUUCAAUUCCACUCUCGGCUUCCCUCGUUGGAACAACUAGUCGAUUUCAUCGGACGCACGGCCUGUGAACCGCGCAAGGAAAGCACGUGUCUCGCUAACGCCCAGUACCUGCUCUCGGCGGACUCGCUCGAUAUCGACUAUGACAGUAUUUCGCACACCCUGACCCUGACAAGUCUUUGGACUAGUCCGCCGAGUGGAGGCUGGACGGAGGUGGUUCGAAAACCGACCUCGAACGCAGACCAAGUCGAGUUUGGGAUUUUGAGCGGCGACAAGGCUGUUGAUCUGGAGGAUUUGAAAAUGGGCGGGUUACUAGCUGUGAUUGGGACGCACAAGAAACUACAACCGACGAUGUUCUCAUUUCCAUCGCGUCACCACCCGCUGCCCAAAGAGGCAAGCUAUACAAUCUCCUUCCCGCCUCCAACAGGGCUGCACCCAACACUAUCCAUUUCAAUGCCCCAAUCCUCCCUCCAACGACCCCCUGCUCCGGAGCACGCAACCUGCGCUCUGCACACAUACCUCACCCUGCCCUCCACCAUCUUUGGAGACCAGUACCAGUUGGGAACAUCCGAUCCCCUCUUCCUCGAAUCUCACAACCUCGUCGCCCUCCGCGCUCUAGCUGGUGAAACCGACCUUGAAGCUCCAGACUGGGUAAUCCCGCGCUGGGGCUCCACCUGGCUGCUUGAACUCGCCACUCCUAAGGCGGAGUCAACUGAGGUCAAUUGGACCGCUACGAUCCCACUCCACCUGCGAUAUCUGGAUCCCUCGGAAUCAGGCUAUCGGCCCGCGGAUGUACCCUGGCCCGUCGUCUUCUGGGCCUGUACUGCCGAGGACGGCACGAAGAUGGGGACUAACCCGUUCGACCGCACGAAUCUAGGCUGGGAUGGUCUCUUCGGCCCGCGCACUAUGUUCUUCCAAUUACAUCCUUCUUCUUCCUCUACUUCUUCGGCGAAACUCGUCGAGCAUAUCGAUGUCCCUGUGCUGCGUCUCCGCGGUGCAGAGGGCCUGUUUCAGGCGAGGAAUAUCGAGCUAGGAACUGUACUUGUGGUUGGACUGGGAUUCCUCUGGGUGGUUCUCAGGCUGGUACGCGUGGCGUGGUCUUCUGGCGUGGGUUCCAAGAGACACCGGGGGACACUGCAUACGAAGAAAGAUUGA
Molecule: messenger RNA, 1563 nt
Organism: Penicillium lagena
Lineage: Eukaryota; Fungi; Ascomycota; Eurotiomycetes; Eurotiales; Aspergillaceae
Exons: 5
Coding region: 1-1563 (520 amino acids)
Biological process (GO): GPI anchor biosynthetic process; protein processing
Cellular component (GO): endoplasmic reticulum membrane; glycosylphosphatidylinositol-mannosyltransferase I complex
Molecular function (GO): mannosyltransferase activity
Source: RefSeq, a predicted model, not a curated record